Guyanagaster necrorhizus is the source of this 2231-nucleotide messenger RNA. RefSeq lists its product as uncharacterized. The transcript is spliced from 16 exons. Gene Ontology annotation, biological process: intra-Golgi vesicle-mediated transport. Gene Ontology annotation, cellular component: Golgi membrane. Lineage: Eukaryota; Fungi; Basidiomycota; Agaricomycetes; Agaricales; Physalacriaceae. The record is from RefSeq and is a predicted model, not a curated record. The coding region runs from base 15 to 2060 and encodes 681 amino acids.
CUUGCACAUUCGCCAUGAGCUCAACGGAGCACAACUUCUCUGGUGCCCUCGCAACUUGGAGAGAUAUAAACCUCUCAGAAUUACAGAAAUCUCUCGAUGCGCAGGGCAUAGAACUUGUCGACAACCAGAAAGAGAGUGUUGUUGGUCGUAAAGCCCUUGCAGACAAGACUAAAGAGUUCAAAAAAAUACCGGAUGAAGGGAAACUAGCUGCAUUCAAAGGCUUGCUCAAAGCUUAUCAAACCGAGAUAGAUAAUCUCACAAAACGCUCCAAGACUUCUGAAAAUGCGUUUUUGAAUGUCUACAAGGUUCUAGCCGAAGCUCCAGACCCAUAUCCUCUCCUUGAGGCCGCCGUAGACCAGACCGUCAAGGUCGCAGAAGCCCGCGAACUGGAGACACAGUUGCGUCGUCUACACGAUGAGAACGCAGAUCUGAAGCGCCGCGUCAGUGAGACUGCCAGCAUCGAAAAUGUCAAAAAGAAGGCUGAAGCGAGAGUGGAGCAAUUAGAGCGGACAAUGGAGGAUCUCAUUAAUGACCGUGUAUCUCGGAAGGAAAACGAACUUAACGCGACUUACGACGAGAAACUAAGGAAUUACGAAGAAAGGGAACAAGACCUUCACCGGCAGAUCUCCCUGACCACGGCGCAACUCCGAGACUUACGAAUGUCCAAUGACACUAACCAAGCAAAGCUUUUGGACCAUAGCACCAGGCAAGAUCAAGAAGUGGUGGCGAAGUUCGCUGAGGUCGACAUGAUGGUGGCAGACCUUGAACGUGCAAACAGUCGUGUCGCGACAGUGGAAAGGCGUAAUGAGAUACUUCGCGCGGAGAUUGAGGUUUUGCGCAGCGGGAGUGACACUUCUGACCGCGCAAAGUCUCUUCAGGCCCAAGUGAAAGAGUAUGAAGCCGAAUUGGAACACACGUCCCAAACACUGGAAUUACAGAAAGUCGCUGCCUCUGAGCUUGAGGCUCACGUUAAGAAGACAGCCGAUGACUUUUCCAAGGAGAUCCAGAAGAAGGCUUCGGAAAUUGACACCCUCAGAAACCGGUUGAAGCAGUUCAAUGACUAUGACGAGAUCAAGCGCGAACUAGAUAUCAUUAAGUACGUGGAGUUCGCCGGUUUUGACGAAGACGUCGACGAGGACGGCGACCAAAUUGAUGGAUACGAAGUGGGCUUACAACUACCCAACCCUAAUGCAGACAAGACCAAUGCGCAGCAAGGCAAAUCUCUGGAGGCACUACUUGCAACCAAAAAUAAACGUCUUCUUGAGGAGUUAACGAAAUUCCGAAUCCUCCAUAGCGAACUCGAGAAUUCACUGCAAGCUGCUCAAGACCAGCUCAGCUCUACUGGUGCCGACCUGGAGAAGCAGAAGGCGCUGAAUGAGAAGCUGGAAAAUGAUCUGUUGUCCAUGAACAAACACAGAAGCAAUGGCGACAUUACUCCUCCAGAAUCAUCUGAUGUUCUGACUGGCCUGGAUCUCGGACGAAAAGCGGACGUGUCCAUCCGUACGAUGCCUAUACCGUUUGUGUCUUCUGCAGACACCUCCAUUCUGCCCAUCGUGACUAGCCAGCGAGAUAGAUUCCGUCAGCGAAAUGCCGAGCUUGAGGAGGAAUUGCGCAGGCAGUUCCAAAUCAUCUCCGACCUUCGAUCAGAGGUAAAGAAUCUACAGGCUGAUAACCUUAAAUUAUAUGAGAAAGUACGAUAUAUGCAAAGCUAUAGAGAGGAGGCCGGAUCUCGUCCAGUGACUUCGCAGCUGGACCCACUUCCUACGCCGUCGAAUAAUUCUUCUGAUGAUCUAGGGAAGUAUAGAGCCCGGUACGAAGAGGCUAUGAAUCCAUUUGAGGCAUUCCGGGGUCGUGAAGCUACCCGGGCGUACCAAAACCUCAAUGCUCUCGAACGUGGGGUUCUCACGAUUACUCGGGCUAUAUUGAGCAACCGUCGUGCGCGGGCUUUCUUCAUCUUCUAUAGCCUGGGUUUGCACCUUCUCGUGAUGUAUACUACUUACGAGUGCACAACAACGUCGGGCACGCAUUUACAAAAGCAGCCAGGACCCUACGGGCCUUGAUAUGUGAUUACAUGGUAUUGUAUUGUAAUGGACACGUAUUUAUGGGAUAGCUAUGCAAGGUGUAUCGUACAUGAUGGUGGAUGCAGUAAUAGCGGACCUCAGGAUCCACGAGAGACCUUUUUAUUACGGUGGAAAGCUAGUGCGCGGUCGACGGCUGUUAAAAUGGGUUUC